Molecule: messenger RNA, 2056 nt
Organism: Nanorana parkeri
Lineage: Eukaryota; Metazoa; Chordata; Amphibia; Anura; Dicroglossidae
Gene: FASTKD4
Product: transforming growth factor beta regulator 4
Exons: 11
Coding region: 1-2010 (669 amino acids)
Biological process (GO): mitochondrial RNA processing; regulation of mitochondrial mRNA stability
Cellular component (GO): ribonucleoprotein granule; mitochondrial matrix
Molecular function (GO): RNA binding
Source: RefSeq, a predicted model, not a curated record
AUGGCGGCCCGUCUGAUCCGGCGGGCGUCCCGUCUGCUGGCAGUGCCAAUCACCUUCCAGCCCCCCAUCCCCUCAGAAUGUACGAGAUUGGGUCAGCUUGCCCCGUCCUUCCCCUGCCAGGCGCCCCUGCACACCUCCUCCCUGUGUCACCUGGCGGAGAGCCUCCCGGAGGCCUCGCAAAGCCCCCAGGAGGCCUCCCCGAGCCCCAGCACGCACGAUGAAGAGUUUUACUCAGUGCUGAAGAAUGCGCAAGGGGUGGAAGAACUGCUACAGAUUGCCAGUAACCUAAAGCUCAACGGGAACAAAGGUGUCAUGGUCAUCCAACAGAUCACCAGGAGGGAAAACUUGAAACACGAGGAGCUUCUGAAUGACCGGAGAUUCCAGCAGCUUCUAGGGAAUGUAAAUAGUCAGAUCCAGUACAUUUGGAACGGCCGGCUUAUUCGACUGCUGAGGAGCCUGUAUGUGCUGAACUUGGACAGUAAAAACCAUUACCUCCAGUCAGUGGAGAUCGAAGUGCGAUGGCGCCUCCGGAAGUUCAGCAUUACGUCUCUGGCGCUGCUGGCCGACUACAUCGCUCCUCUGCCUCGCUCCAAGGACCGGAGGUCGCUGAUCGAUGACGUGGUGAAACAAGUGGAGCUCCGAUGGACGGAGAUCAGGGACACGUGGACCUUGGUGACGCUGAUAUGCAGGCUGGGCUACAUGUCGGAACCCCUCAUGGAGAGAUUGGAAGAUAAGGUCCUAGAAUUUGCAGAGACGUUCACUCCUGCGGAGUCCCGUAGAAUCAUUGUAGCUCUGGCUUCUCAGAAUCGCCGAUCGUUGCCUGUACUGCGGGCGCUGUCCUACCACCUGAUGCAGAACAAGUUGGAAUUCUCCCCAACAGUUAUGUUUAGGGGGUCCAUGACUGCCUGGGUGGGCAAGACCGAGAUGGAUCUGAAGGAUCUUCCCAGUCUAUGCACGAUAUCGCCAGUGCAGAUUGGCCUAGUAACCUUUGUAGGAACCCCAGUGGAGAAGGGCUAUACUACCAGACUCAAUUUCUGCCAGCCGCAAGUUUUACUGAAGUUGGUCACAGACAUUAUUCCCAUGUUACCGAAAAUAUCCCCAUUAGAUGUCAUCGUGUUCCUCCGGUCCCUUUCCGGCCUCAGAUUUUCCUACCCGCCUCUCAGUGAAGCUGUGGCACAGGCAGUACUUGAGCGCAGCAAAGAAUUCAGCCCGGCACAGCUCGGCAGUGUCCUUCUCAGUUUUGCAAAGCUCAAUUUCCAGCCCAGUCAGAGUGAAGAAUUCUUCAAUAUGAUUCACCAAAACCUCCUCUCCGAAUUUGACUCCCUAAACUGGUCGCAGCAGAUUGACACGGUGUGGUCGCUGUGCGUCCUGGGCCAUGCAACCACGCCGUAUUUCCAGAAAGUUCUGGAUCCCCUAUUUUACAACCCAAUCCUAGAGAAAAGUUCAACGACUAUCAACCACUGCUCCAAGUUGAUGCACAUAAACACCACGGCGAUGCUGGAGAGCCCGGAUCAUUGGGGCGCGCUGCUGCCGGACGAUGUAGUGCAAACCCUUUACAACAAGAACUCGAACUACACAGCCAGCGCCCUGCAGAAGGAGAUCAGAGACGCUCUCAGGAUGGUGUUUCCCAACCCCGAGACCUGCAGCUACAAUGUGAACACCGUCUACGGCUGGCUUUUAGAUGGCGAAGUCAUUCUCGAUUCUGAAUUCAAACCUCUAGCCGUGAAGAAUUUCGUGGGGCCCCAUAAUGCACAGUCCGGAGAGACGGAGCCCCUGCCGGAGGAGGCCAGGAGGUUCGCCAUCCUGACUCGGGAAUUCUCACACUACUCGUUCCGGGGAAAGGACUUGCUGGGGAGAUACGCCAUGUGCCGGCGACAUCUGCGGGCUGCCGGACUCCUGGUGGUGGAGAUCCCCUUCUACGAGUGGCAGGAUUUGAAGUCGGACUGGCAGAAGCAAUGUUACCUGAAGGAUCAGUUUAAGAAGGUGGUGGCAGAAGACAUGGCGCAGUGAGGAGCCGGACCCAGACCAAGAGACUUGUGUGUAUAUAUGUAUGUUA